AUGAUCACUGAAACACUUAUAUCGAAGCAAGGACCCUUGGGUUACGUGUGGCUUGCUGCCAACUACGACAAGAAACUCACCAAACAUCAAUUGUUAAGUGCCAAUAUAUCUGAUUCAACUGAAUUCAUUGUUAAUCUGUCUAUCAAUUAUUCCAAUUCAGAAUCAUCACCACAAGAAAAUACCAAUGGUUCCUCGGAGACAAAUGGUAAUACUAUCACUUUAAGAUUGUCUGGACAAUUACUUUUAGGUAUAGUAAGGAUUUAUUCAAGAAAAACAAAAUAUUUAUUAGAUGAUGUUAAUGAUAUUCUUAUUAAAUUAAAAACUUCUUUCAAAUAUGCUAGUGGGAUUAAUUUAGGGAUAGAUGGUGGAUCUAUAAAUAGUAAUCAAAUCAAUCUAAAUUUAAAAGAUACCAUUGUAUCUAAUGUUAAAAGUAUUACAUUACAAGAUCAAGUUACACAAUUUGAUUUAUUAUAUCAAGAAGAUUUAAAUUUGGAUGAUGAUAAUAAUAUGGUGGUUAAUAGACCAAGUCAAAGUAUAGGUGAUAUCUUCAGUCAAGCUCUUAGUCAAAGUCGUCAACCAGAAGAUGAUAGUUUUGAUUUUGAUAAUUCUAUAGAAUAUGGUAGAUAUGGUGAACCAUUAGAACCAACUACUCCUGGUGGUCAUGAAAUUGAUUUACAAUUGGAUUUCGAUCUUAAUGAUGAUUAUGGUGAUGAUUUCAAUAAUAAUGAUAAUGAUGAUUCCAUUGAAGUUGGAAGAAAUGCAUCCCAUAUACUUGAUGAACGUGAAUUAUCAACCUUAUCCAUAGACAAUAAUAAUAACAAAGAUGACAAUGAUGAUGGAUUUGAUUUAGGUAAUCCUCUUGAAACUAUAGAUGAACCAGGUCUUGAAGUCGAUGAUGGUUCAAGUACUCCUAUUGAACAUAUAUCAACUCCUCCUCCUAUAGAGAAACAACCAAGACAAAAACGAACUGGUAUAACAGCUGAUGGAGAAAUAAUAACCAAUAAAAGAAAAUUGAAAAUCGAUAGUUUAGAAGAUUUAGAUGGUAUUUCAAUUCAAACUUUAAAAGACAAUCAAGAACGUUUAUUACAAACCAGAUUUGAAAAUGAUCAAUAUUUAACAUUAAACUUAACUGAGUCUGAAAAACUUUCAUUAAUCUAUGAAUUAUCAGCACCUCCUAUAACUAAUAAAAGAAGAAAAUUAUUCAAUGUUGAUGAACAACUUCAACAAAGAUGUUUGGAAUUAUCAAAACUUGAAGAACAAAAAUUGGAAGAACAACAUAAUUUAGGAUUCAAUGACGAUGAUUAUGGUGAUGAUUUCAAUAAUAAUGAUGAUGAUAAUGAUAAUUUCAAUCAAAGUCUUGAUUUUGACAUUUCCUUACCUGAAUUUUCAAAUGAGAAUGUUAGUGAUUUAAUUGAUUCUCAAGAGAAUGAAGAUGAUGGUUCAAAUAUAAAUUCAGUACAAUCCACCAUCCAAGUUGCGGAAAAUAUCCGUCAAUUAUUAAAAGAUGAAUCAUUAGUUGAAUUAUCCGAUAUAAUAGAGGAAGAUUUAACUAUUCAAGAUAAUGAUGAUAGUAAAGUUCCAUUAGGUUUAAUUUCUAAAAGUGGUGAAAGACAAAUCAAUAUGAAGAGAGAAGCUACGAAAUGUUUCUUUGAAUUGCUUGUAUUGGCCACUAAUGAUUGUAUUGAAAUGCAACAAGAAAAUGAUUCAAUUAAAUUGGGACAACAAAUUAACAUUAGAUCUAGAGAUAGACUUUAUCAAAACUUUUUAUAG
This is a messenger RNA of Scheffersomyces coipomensis, 1770 nucleotides long. RefSeq names its product kleisin alpha (gene MCD1). The record is from RefSeq and is a predicted model, not a curated record. NCBI's taxonomy places the organism in Eukaryota, Fungi, Ascomycota, Pichiomycetes, Serinales, Debaryomycetaceae. Bases 1 to 1770 code for a protein of 589 amino acids. Gene Ontology annotation, biological process: mitotic sister chromatid cohesion; replication-born double-strand break repair via sister chromatid exchange. Gene Ontology annotation, molecular function: protein binding; chromatin binding. The transcript has a single exon. Gene Ontology annotation, cellular component: mitotic cohesin complex.